Larimichthys crocea (large yellow croaker) is the source of this 2393-nucleotide messenger RNA. RefSeq names its product ankyrin repeat and SOCS box containing 14b (gene asb14b). The coding region runs from base 124 to 1866 and encodes 580 amino acids. Lineage: Eukaryota; Metazoa; Chordata; Actinopteri; Sciaenidae. The record is from RefSeq and is a predicted model, not a curated record. Gene Ontology annotation, molecular function: protein binding. Gene Ontology annotation, cellular component: cytoplasm. Gene Ontology annotation, biological process: intracellular signal transduction. The transcript is spliced from 10 exons.
GAUAUAAAUAGCUGGAGCAUGUGUGGGUAUCCUACUCGCUCUACUGUUGUAAAAGCUACCGAAGGCACAGCCAUUUGACUGAAGAGCAACACCUUGUCUUGUUGUCCCUGUCUGGAGUAACAGAUGAACACAAAUACAGAAGAUGACUUUUAUCAAUCGGAGGACGAGUUGGAUGAAGAUGAAGCAACCCAAUAUAUAAUUGAACAAAGUCUGAUUCAAUAUAGAAAGCUCAAAGGAUUGAAUCCAAGUGAUCUGAAACCCAGUGAAGACCCUGAUGAGAUUUUCAAAGCAAUCAAAGAGGGUGAUGAAGACGCACUUAACCGAAUGGCAGUGCAACCAGAGACUCUGUCCCGAGUUGAUGAACGAGGAUGGAUCCCACUGCACGAGGCUGCGGUGCAAGGGAAUAAAAGGAUACUCGAGAUUAUCUUCUCAGCAUCACCCCCAGGUGCAGCCCAGUGUCGUACUCUAAAGGGUGAGACACCGCUGUUUCUGGCUGUGGUUCAUGGACUCAGAGAGAUCGCCACAUUCCUGUUACAGAACGGUUGUAACCCGGAUCUCCAAAACGAUGAGCAAGAUUCUCCAUUAGUGGCAGCUAUUCUCAAUGACCAGUAUGACUUGGCUACACUGUUGCUUCGCUACAAUGCCAAAGUAGACCAAAUAGGACCACUAAACAGGACCGCUCUGCAUGAGUCCGCCUUUUUAGGCCUGGAGAACUUUGUGUAUCUGCUCCUAGAGUCUGGCGCCAACCCAAAUGCAUCUGACAUCAAACAGAAAACCCCUCUUGCUCUAGCUGCACAGAAUGGACAUCUAAAUGUGGUGGAGGUCCUUAUACAGAAAGGCGCCCAUGUGUGGUGUGAAUCAGAGUCAGGCACUAUCCUGUUUGAUGCAGCAGCAUCAGGAAACCCUGACAUAAUCUCCUUGCUGCUGGACCAUGGAGCAGAUCCCAACGUACCUCUUCAUAGUGGACACCUUCCAAUUCACCGUGUGGCCUACCAUGGGCACAUACUGGCACUGGAGCACCUCAUCCCAGUGACUAAGUUGAAUGCUGUCAAGGAAAGCGGGAUGAGUCCGCUACAUUCUGCAGCUGCUGGGGGACAUGCCCAAUGCGUGGAGAUGCUGCUCAAAGCUGGCUACGAUCCAAACUUCAUGCUGCACCCAAGGGUGCGCCGCAACUAUGAUGAUGAGCGAAGAUCUGCCCUCUUUUUUGCCGUUUCCAACAACGAUCUUCAGUGCACCCGCUUGCUGUUAGACGCUGGAGCAAUGGUGAACCAGGAUCCUAUGAACUGUUUGCAGGUGGCUCUUAGACAGGGCAACUAUGAACUGAUUAACACAUUGCUGAAAUCUGGAGCAAAUGUAAAUUACUACUCCCGCGUCAACACUACUCACUUCCCCUCAGCACUGCAGUACGCCUUGAAAGACGAGGUCAUGCUGAGAAUGAUCCUUAACCAUGGAUAUGAUGUUAAGCGUUGCUUUGACUGUCCCUAUGGAGACAGUUCCCAUGACUACCCUCCAUGGACGAACUCAGUGAUCAAAGACAUGGUGUUCUGUGAGGUGAUAACAGUGGCCUGGCUUAAGCACCUAUCAGCUCAGGUGGUGCGCAUCAUGCUCGACUACACCGACCAUGUCUCCUUCUGCACCAAACUUAAGGACACCUUGGAGGAGCAGAAACAGUGGCCAGAGAUCUGUCACAUUCAAAGAAAUGCGCGAAGCCUGAAGCACCUGUGUCGGCUACAGAUAAGGGAGCAUCUCAGUCGCCUCCGCUUGAGAGCUCCAGUUUUCAUCAGCUUCCUUCCUCUUCCUCCCAGACUGAAAGAUUACCUACGCUACAAGGAGUAUGAUGUUUUCAGCCAGGGUAGCAAUGCUUAACUCACAGCGAAAACACAUGUCAUGAAAAUACAGUUUUCAGUAGACUGUAUUCAUUAUCUGUUUGCCUUGAUGUUGUACAUCUGGAAAGUACUUUUCCAAGAAUGUUUUACGUACUUCAUGCAUUGCAACUUUAUUUUUAACUAUAUGUACUCUUUUAAUGAUAGCAUGUUAAUGUUAGAGCAAAUGGGCUCAAAGAACCAUUUAUAAAACACUGCAAAUAAGAUAGUAUUAUUGUUUUAUUUCUUAUUCUUAUGGUAAUUGAAGAACUUAUUUUAAAUGCAUAAAAUACCUAUUUAGUAUAUAUUUAAAACUUUUACAAUUUAAUGUGAAAGCACUCAACCUGGGGUAGCAGUGCAGUGGUUAACACUGUUGCCUCACAGCAAGAAGGUUCCUGGUUCAAACCUCAGCUAGGGCCUUUCUGUGUGGAGUAAGGGCAUAUUCUCUCCGUGUCAGUGUGGGUUCUCUCACAGUCCAAAGACAUGCACGUAAAGGCUAUUUUGAUGCUUCUUUCAAAAUACAUUAAAUAU